Molecule: messenger RNA, 1764 nt
Organism: Aegilops tauschii subsp. strangulata
Lineage: Eukaryota; Viridiplantae; Streptophyta; Magnoliopsida; Poales; Poaceae
Product: F-box/FBD/LRR-repeat protein At3g14710
Molecular function (GO): protein binding
Source: RefSeq, a predicted model, not a curated record
GCCGCCACUCUACUGCCCACUCCAUUCCCCAUUCCUCCAGUCCGGCCAAAACCCUCGCCGCCAUGGCCGUGGUCGUCGUGGAUGUCCUGCGCUGGUUCCCCGGAGGCGAGGCCAUCUUCAGGGCCAAUGAAGCCUCGCUCUCCGCCGCCACCGGCCACUACGACGGCGAGGACCGCAUCAGCGCCCUCCACGACGACCUCCUCCGGGACAUCGUGUCCCGCCUCCCCGCCAAGGACGCCGCCCGCACCGCCGCGCUCGCCUCCCGCUGGCGCCAUCUCUGGCGCUCCACGCCGCUCGUCUUCCACGACCUCCACCUCCUUCCGUCCAGCGACCCCUGGCACAUCGCCGCCGUCGACCGCGUCCUCGCCGGCCACCCGGGCCCCUUCUCCACCGUCAGCAUCUGCUACUGCAACUUCGGGUGCCACGACCGCGAGCUCGCCGAGUGGCCGCGCCUCCUCGCCGCCAAGGGUGUCCGGGACCUCGUCCUCGUCAACAUGCACGCCGACAUCGAACGCGUCCCCGCCAUCCCCGAUUUCCCCGCCGACGUCCUCCGAUGCGCCUCGCUCCGCCGCCUCUUCCUGGGGUUCUGGAAAUUCCCCAUCACCGGCAUCGUCCCACCCGCCGGCGUCGGCAGCGCCGCUGACGGGUUCCCACACCUCCAGGAGCUCAGCUUGUUCGGCAGCGGCAUGCCCAACAGCCGCGACCUCGACCACCUGCUCGCCCGCAGCCCCGUUCUCGACACCCUCGCCAUCGUAUUCAGCAUGAUGUUCGAGCGCGUCCACCUCCGCAGCCAGAGCCUCAAGUGCGUGCUCCUCCGGCGUUGCUUAGUGGAGGAGGUCGCCGUCUUGAACUCCCCGCUCCUGGAGCGCCUCGUUAUGUGGAAACUCGUCGUCAGUGAAGACGAUUCGGUGGCUGUGACGGUCAAGAUUGCUGCUGCGCCCAAGCUGCGGGUGCUCGGCUACCUAGAGCCAAGAAUUCACCAGCUGCAGAUUGGCGACAAUGUCAUCAAGCCUGACACGAAGGUGAGCCCAAGCACCAUGGUUCCGAGUGUCAAGAUUCUGGCCUUGAAGGUGAACUUUGGUGUCUUUGAGGAGGUCAGCAUGCUGGCCAGCUUCCUCAGAUGCUUCCCCAACGUCGAAACGCUGCACAUCGAGUCGGUCAUAACCGAUGAACCCACUGGAAGGCACCAUGCCAGGUUCUGGCGAGAGCUCCGUCCUAUCAAAUGCCUGAAGUCGCAUGUCAAGAAGAUGAUGAUCCAUGAGUUCCGUGGGGAGCAAAGCGAAAUCAACUUCCUGAAGUUCGUCGCCGGGAGUGCAGAGAAGCUGGGGACUUUGCUUCUGGCGAUUACUGAAGAAAUGUUUGCUUCGGCGGAUGAGGUGUGUAAGGUGAUGAUCAAAGUGGCGGCUCUGUCGCGUAUGCCAUGGGCCUGCAAGGGCACUACACAGGUGGCGGGGCCUAAAGUGGAUGGCUGGAGCUUCCGCGAAGCAUCUGAUCUCUCUGUUAACGACCCUUUCGAGUGAUGCACUUGAUCCUAGGCUUUCAAGGUAUCAUGUACUCUUGUAUGCGCUGGCCAGUGGACACUCCCUUCAUUUUGUGGGCAUGGGUGCUGGUAAGAAAUGGUAGGUUUCAGGUUAGCAUGAGUAGCUGCAGGUGCUGAAGUUAGCAGAAACUACUGCAUGGUGAUCAACAUAGAUCUGUGUUUGAUGGAGGUUAUUAGGAGUUGAGACUUGAUAUUGCUUACUAUCCUAUCAUCUUUCGUCGUAA